GUGGCGCUCAAUGUUUAUCACGCAGAGGAAGAUGGCGGAGUCCGAGGAACCGACGGCACCUUCCUGCACGUUUCUCUUCAAAAAAACAACAAGAAAAUUCGCAGGCCGAAAGCGAAAAGUUAGCGAAAGCGACAAAGAUGGCAGCAGCGGGUCAGACGACCAGAGCUCUGUGGUCAGGAAAGAGAAGAGAGACACGCGGGUCAAUCCCAUGAUCCAGAAGUCGAAGAAAGUGGAGCGUGGCAACGUCUCGUGCAGCGACAGCGACGAAGAGAACGCCAACAAGAUCACGGUGUCCUACAAAUCCUCACGCUGCGCGAAACCGGAGGGUCCAGAGGACAUGGGGGCGACUGCCACGUACGAGCUGGACACGGAGAGGGACAAAGACGCUCAGGCCAUUUUUGAGAGGAGCCAGAAAAUUCAGGAGGAGCUGACAGGGAAAGAGGACGACAAAAUCUACCGGGGCAUCAACAACUACCAGAAGUUCAUCAAACCCAAAGACACAACAAUGGGCAACGCCUCCUCAGGCAUGGUCAGGAAAGGGCCAAUCCGGGCCCCUGAGCACCUGAGGGCCACGGUCAGGUGGGACUACCAGCCUGACAUCUGUAAAGACUACAAGGAGACCGGCUUCUGUGGCUUUGGAGACAGCUGCAAGUUCCUCCACGACAGAUCUGACUACAAACACGGUUGGCAGAUCGAGCGAGAGCUAGAGGAGGGUCGAUACGGCGUCGACGAGGAAGAGAACUAUGAGGUCAGCAGCGACGAAGAAGAUCUGCCCUUCAAGUGCUUCAUCUGCCGAGAUUCUUUCAAGAAUCCUAUUAUCACAAAAUGCCGUCACUAUUUCUGCGAGGCCUGCGCUCUGCAGCAUUACCGCAAGUCCAAGCGCUGCUACGUGUGCAACACUCAAACCAACGGUGUCUUCAACCCAGCUAAAGAGCUGAUGGCGAAAAUCGAGAAACGGAAAGCUGAAGAGGAUCAGCCUCCGUCCGAUGAAGAUUAAACCCUCCCUCCUCUGUGUUUGUCUGUCUCGAUUAAAGUCUUUUUUUAUAGUGGAAUACUUUGAUGUUGUCCAUCAUCA
This is a messenger RNA of Synchiropus splendidus (mandarinfish), 1075 nucleotides long. RefSeq names its product ring finger protein 113A (gene rnf113a). The coding region runs from base 11 to 997 and encodes 328 amino acids. The record is from RefSeq and is a predicted model, not a curated record. Gene Ontology annotation, molecular function: metal ion binding. NCBI's taxonomy places the organism in Eukaryota, Metazoa, Chordata, Actinopteri, Syngnathiformes, Callionymidae. Gene Ontology annotation, biological process: snoRNA splicing. The transcript is spliced from 10 exons. Gene Ontology annotation, cellular component: U2-type spliceosomal complex.